AUGUGUACAUGUGAAAAGGAGAAAGUAACGAAAAAGAAAGAGGCGAAGAAAAACUGGGAUUCAUCGGGCAGCGAAGAGGAUGGGGAGGCAGCAAGAACGGCCAAGAAGGAAGCGAAGAAGGCAGUUGCGCAGGCAAACGCGAGUGCAGUAAAUGACAUCUACGAAGAAUUGGAAACACCGGUGGGAGUGAAAAAGACCUAUAAGUUGGCGAAAAGGCGAAAUAAAGCAAAUAAAGACCUUACACAAAUAAAACAGAUUAAAGAUGAGGAAGGAUGCGUACUAAGUGAUGAGACAGAAAUAAAGAAUAGCUGGAGGGUAUAUUUCGAAAAGCUUUUGAACGAGGAGAAUGAGAGAAGGGUUUUCGUAGAAGGGGGCAGCGAACGAGAGGGAUGCACCUGA
Messenger RNA from Limulus polyphemus (Atlantic horseshoe crab), 399 nucleotides. RefSeq lists its product as uncharacterized. The transcript has a single exon. The record is from RefSeq and is a predicted model, not a curated record. Lineage: Eukaryota; Metazoa; Arthropoda; Merostomata; Xiphosura; Limulidae. The coding region runs from base 1 to 399 and encodes 132 amino acids.